AUGCAAGUAGCUUCGCAACAGACACAAUCACCAGUCGGCCCUGGCACAUAUGCCGUGGACCCUUCCUUAGCAUCACGACGGCAAUACUCCCAGCAAACCUCACAAGCAGGUGACCAGAGCCAGAGCCACUCGCAACCGAGAAGCUCACCUCACUCAUCGACACGACCAUCGACACGGCCAAGCGGUAACGGAAAUCAAACUCUGGAGCCUGAUGCCUCUCAACAAGCUCCAUACCAAUCUUCUGCGGGGGCCUAUCAUUCGAACUCGAGUACUCCUCGCGGUCAGGACAUGGCUAGCACUACCCAUGCAUCCCCAAUAAUCCCUACUACAUCUUCGUCGCCUCCGCAUCAGCAGAGUCGGAGAGACCAACGAGGGCAGCAAUCACAUCAAGCCCGCCCACCAAUAUCACCACCUCCAAGAACCUCGUCAAAUCAACGUGGCCAAAGUAUCGGUUUACCAUCAAAUGCACCCCUUGCCGAUAGAACAGCUUCCUCGCGGCAGACUGCUCAAGCGAUUGACGAGCGCCAAUCUGCAUCCCGCAGUGCUGCAGCAGAAUCACUGAGUGGUGGUGAACCUGGAAUAGACAAUGAUGCGGCAGCAGCAAGAUCACGACGGAGAGGGCCGACUUCGUCGGAAGGACCGCAAAGGGCAACAAGCACCCGAGAACCAGGCUCUCAACAGUCACCCACCGCCGUGGAAAACCGCUCAGCCUCAAAUGUAGCCUCCGCAGCGUCUCACACCAGGCCUGGAAGAGAUGAAAGCCAAAUAAUUAACCGAGUCGUGGUGGACGAUCCUGCUGUCGACCUCAAACGCGAACAAGAACGGCAAUUGGAAUCCGUGCCAGGACUAGCGGUCGUGAACAACGUGACCGCUGAAGACGUCGGCAGGGCAGCUCCUCGAAGCAGGCAAGAUUAUUCGGCCAGUGCAGGAAAUCCAGGACGAAGAAAAGAGACGCGAUUUGGUGAAUAUAUUCUCGGGCAGACUCUCGGCGAAGGAGAAUUCGGCAAAGUCAAGUUGGGCUGGAAAAAGAAUGGGGAGGUUCAAGUAGCGAUCAAGCUCAUCCGACGAGAGAGCCUUGGGCAGAACCCAAGUCGACUGCCCAAGAUCUACCGCGAGGUGUCCAUCUUGAGGGGCCUCGAGCAUCCAAAUAUUGUCAAACUCCAUGAAAUGAUUGAGACGCCUCCCUACAUUGGUAUCAUUUUGGAGUAUGCAUCUGGUGGUGAAUUGUUCGACUAUAUCUUGAAUCAUCGGUAUCUGAAAGACAACACAGCCCGAAAGCUAUUCGCCCAGCUUGUUUCAGGGGUUGGCUACCUACACAAGAAGGGUAUUGUGCAUCGAGAUCUCAAACUUGAGAAUCUUCUGCUUGACCGAAAUCGUAAUAUUGUUAUCACGGACUUCGGUUUUGCCAACACCUUUGAUCCCCGCGAUGAGCUGGGUGAAGACAUUGAGAAAAAACUGACGGACCGGGAAUUUGUCAGGAGGAUGGAUCUGGAGCGAGUCCAGAACGGGAGUCGGAGAGGAGAUUUGAUGGCGACAAGCUGUGGUAGUCCGUGCUACGCAGCACCUGAGCUUGUAGUGACAGAUUCUCUCUAUACCGGAAGGAAGGUCGACGUUUGGAGUUGUGGGGUCAUCCUGUACGCUAUGUUGGCUGGCUACCUGCCCUUUGACGAUGACCCUGCGAAUCCUGAAGGGGAUAACAUUAAUUUACUUUACAAGUACAUUACGACUACAGCUCUUACCUUCCCAGAAUACGUCACUCCGCAUGCUCGUGACCUCUUGCGAAGGAUCCUAGUCGCCGACCCCAGGCAGCGAGCGGAUCUAUUUGAGGUCGCCAGGCAUAGUUGGUUAAGCGAUUUUGCGCAUGUGGUGGCACAAGUCACAAGCAGUACCACGACCGUUGGCGAGAUCGCGAAUACCACUGUCACAGCAGGUAGAGUCUCUCUCUUCCACACUGUCUCUUACAUGUGUUUUGCAGCCACCUUUGCUCUGAAUCUGGAUGUUUUGCUUGCCAAACUAAAGCUGACUCUGUUCUCACUAGAUCCACAAGAUGCUCCUCUGCUCGUCCGCAGUGCUUCUGUUAGAGAACCAGCCAAAGCACAUCCGUCCAACAUGUCUCCUGUUGGCGCGCUCACUCAUCAAGGUAAAAUUGACCCUGAGCAAGCGAUUGAAAAAGCCAAAGCACCUCGUGAUCCUAAAAGAAGGACUGUGCAAGUUGAAUACGUCGCUCCGCAAAGCCAGACAGUUAGAGGCGAAGGUCUGCCUCUCAUCAGCUCACCCGCUACAGAUGUCUCUCCUCAAGCUGCUUCAACAGGUCAACAGAAGACUCGCGCCAGGGCCGGCAACGAAGGGCCGGAACCUGUCCCUCGACAAUACAGUGCGACGACUAAGUCUUCGCUUCAAGACGCAUCGGUUGCACCGGCCCCGAGGUCAAGUCAAGCAUAUCAACAGGGGCCAAAUAGAACCCAGUAUCGACCUAGCAGCUCCCAGCGAGACAUGGCGCCUCCUUCACGGCCACCUAAGGAUCUACCUCGUUCUGUGUCUGAAUCUACUAGCGCGUUCGGCCCGCUUCCAACCUCGACCGUAACCAGGCCCACUACUGGAGGGUCUAUGGCUUCCACAGCUGGUCGAUUACCUUCCAGAGGAAACUCUUACAGUCAACCACUUCCACCUACGGUGGCACCGACAAAUGCAGAAGGACGGCUUGCGCAGCCCAAGAGUGGCAAGCAAUACAAUAUCUCAGCGCCGAUUCCCCAGUCAGGACCUUACGGUCAGAACGAAUCAAUCGGCCUGCCAAGCACUCAGCAGUAUGAGCCUCCAACAUUAGGAGAUCACAGAGAUCAAUCUCGAGGGCACAAACGGUCAAAUACUUUGGGAAACUUUUUCAGGACAGGUUCGAUCUCUGGUGGCAGGUCGCAACCUCAGUCGCCUGGGGAGCCACAAAGAGAGAAAAGAUAUCCACCUACAAGCAUGAAGGCUCCGAUAGCAGCUGAUAGUCCCCGGCAAUCAACAGAUUCACGGCGGCCCUCAUUCAGCUUCGGACGGAAGAGCAGCGAUUUGAGAAAGAUCACUGAUCUACCCAAACAGGAGAAGCCACGGAGAUUCUCUCUAUUGCCCGCUUCUUUCUCAUUAAAGGGAUUCACCAGCACUGGCAGUGGGAAAGAUGCGAGCAACGAGAUGAGACCAACUUCUGAGCGGAGGCCGUCGAGCAACGUUCAGUCAGCCCUUUCAAGCCGAGCUCAAUCGCGUCCGCAGACCAUGGCAUACAGUAGAGGCCAAAGUGGAGGCAAUAGCUAUGGACAAGAGGAGAACUUCCCCGCAACAUAUGACGGUUCGCGGGACCGUGCACGAGAUAGUCCUGUACAACAGACGCGAAGAAAAGAUGUCCCUUCUCGAGGUGGGCAGCAGAGCGAAUAUGACAACCCACAGACCGAGACUCCUCACGAUCCUUACCCCACUUCGAAGCCGCUGCAACCGGGCCAAUCGUAUCUGGAUACGCCUACAGAGUCCCAGAUAUCUAUUAAUCAUCGACGCGAGCGGCCUGUCUAUCCUCAGGGUUUUAACGAAUACGAAGAAGAGGCAGCCGGUACAUCGAUUGCUCAAAACCGAAGCGGACGUGGACCGAAUGUUCUACAAAAGAACAAUCGGAAAUUCGCAGAUGCGUACGAGGAAGAUGCGGAUCCAAGUUAUGGGGUGGGGGGUCAACACGCCGGGACGUCUGGGGCAGCGAGAAGGGUGAUGGAUUUCUUUAGAAGGAGAGGCAAAGCAAGAGCCGGGGAGGAGAGGGUGUGA
Molecule: messenger RNA, 3789 nt
Organism: Letharia lupina
Lineage: Eukaryota; Fungi; Ascomycota; Lecanoromycetes; Lecanorales; Parmeliaceae
Exons: 2
Coding region: 1-3789 (1262 amino acids)
Biological process (GO): protein phosphorylation; microtubule cytoskeleton organization; intracellular signal transduction
Cellular component (GO): cytoplasm
Molecular function (GO): tau-protein kinase activity; protein serine/threonine kinase activity; ATP binding
Source: RefSeq, a predicted model, not a curated record